Messenger RNA from Nomia melanderi (Alkali bee), 2234 nucleotides. RefSeq names its product aquaporin AQPcic-like. NCBI's taxonomy places the organism in Eukaryota, Metazoa, Arthropoda, Insecta, Hymenoptera, Halictidae. The record is from RefSeq and is a predicted model, not a curated record. Gene Ontology annotation, biological process: transmembrane transport. Gene Ontology annotation, cellular component: plasma membrane. Gene Ontology annotation, molecular function: channel activity.
GACGAAUCGCGGCGAAUGCGGCAAGAAUUUGGCAGAAACGGCAGUUCCCUGGCGACGUUCACAGAACGUUGUCGUAUAACGGGAGCCGGUGGCAGAGGAGGAGCGUCUACAUAUAGAGGUGGCCACGGCUCGCGAACCGAUUCAGUCUCGCCGAAGCCACGCGACAUCCGAGCAACACCUCUCCAGCGACCGACACCGCGGGAUCCAUCGUGCGAAAAUCGAUACGCGAGUUCACCUGUGAUCUCCUUCAGCGGCAGGAACAGUUUAGCAACGGAACACCAUCGUGGACAGGCGGACUCGUUCGACGCCGAUAAAUCAACCAGCGAUAUGGAGCAAGGUGGCGUCUCGAUAAUAACGCCGACCGUGAUCACGGAAAAUUCUGUGGGGAAAUCGAAGAGCAUCGGGAUCACGUUCAGCUCCAGGCCCAGCUUGCAGGCUGCCAAAGAGAAGCUCAAAACACCGUGGCUGAGCAACCUGAUGAAAGAAGAUACAACUGGCUGCGAGACGCUAAUGUCCGCCAUCGCGGAGCUAGUGGGGACCGCCAUUCUGGUGUUCAUCGGGUGCACCGGGUGCAUAGGGAGCUUAGGUGUUCUGCCCAGUGUCCUGCAGCUCUCGUUGACCUUCGGGCUCGCUGUGCUGAUCGCGAUACAGUGCGUCGGGCACAUCAGUGGCGCUCACAUUAAUCCUUGCAUCUCAGUGGCGGCUAUGAUCUUGGGUACCAAGUCCCUGCCUAUGACAGUGGUCUACAUUGUGUCGCAGUGUAUUGGGGCACUUGUCGGAUACGGCCUGCUCAGGCUGAUCACCCCAGUGGAACUGGUCUUUGCCACCACGCCGGAGACAGCGUCCAACUUCUGCACGACACAGGUUAACGACAAGCUGAGCACGGUUCAGGGGUUCAUCGCGGAAGCUCUGGCCACGGGAAUCUUGGUCCUUUUCGCCUGUGGCCUAUGGGACCACAGGAACACCAAGAACUCGGACUCAGCGCCCAUUAGGUUCGGCCUUUGCGUGGCUGUGCUCUGCAUCGUCUUCAUCCCCUAUACUGGGUGCAGUUUGAACCCUGCCAGGACACUGGGUCCAGCUGUUUGGAACGGGAACUGGAACAAGCAUUGGGUCUACUGGCUGGGACCGAUGUUUGGGACCUUAGUUGCGUCGCUGAUGUACCGGUGUUUGUUCUUCGACAAGAGGACGGAGUUCGGGGCCAAUGGGAAUCUUAGGGGAGUGGAGACGUAGAGGGAUUCAGUGAGGGCCGAUGCAUUCCAGUGGUCCACAAAUCGGUCGAGAAAUCCUAAUCGCGUGCGCGCAUUCUCGGUACGGAGGAACCGGAAGCGGAGCUGGCUCUCCGGUGGGAAUAUCUUCCUGGAUCCCUGGUGGAAGACUAGGAACAUGCGCGAGCAGGACUUCUCGGUCACAGACUGAUUUGUUUAAUGUACAAAGUAUUCCAUUUAUAGUUGAUGAUUUCAAUCAGCUUGCCUGUGAACUCGUUAGAAACAUCGCAUGGGCGGAGCCUUGUCCCACGUGACCCUCUCAUCUCGCGACUUCAACGUUCAAUAUCUCGAGAGCGAAUCGAUCUAUCAACGCGACAUUCACUGUAAACGAUAGCUCUCGACGGAGAUAUUUAUAUAUUAAAAAUUUUAAUUAUUAAAUUAUUCUAAACGCAGCAUUGUACAAAUUAUGGGCGUGGUCUACAACACUCUCACCUCCCAAAUUCGAUAUCCAAUGUUUCAAACACUGUUUCACUCAUCAAUACAAUAUCCCUCAAACACGUCAAUAAAAAACAAGAACAGAAAAUUAAAAAGGCGACUACAAAAUCAUUCGCUUUCGUUCGAAACCACGCCCACAUUGUUUCCAAACCAAUACACUAGCGUUUAAAACCCAGAGGGGCGGGGUCUAGCGGAAGAAAUUUGUUAGGGGCGUGUCUCCGCUCGUCGUCGCCGGUUUUUAACGAACCGCGAGCUCGUUGCUCGUUAGCCUGCUCGUCUUUUCCGGUAGACAACGGCGAUCUCGCCGCGUUCCGCGUGGAAAUUUCGAAAUAACGGAAUUAGAGGCGCGUCCCGGAAAUUACCAGCGGCGGUGUCGUUCGCGGAAACUUUUAAUUGUGGCCCGGCUGCGCCCGUGCUCUCGUUGUUGCAGUUACGUCGACCUCUUGUUCCAGCUUUUCGAAUGAUAAUCGCGCUCGCGAGCGACGAGUUCCCGAGGCAAGCUCCGAGGUAGGAGUGAAAAUAAAUUUGAUACGU